Messenger RNA from Phytomonas sp. Hart1, 1483 nucleotides. NCBI's taxonomy places the organism in Eukaryota, Euglenozoa, Kinetoplastea, Trypanosomatida, Trypanosomatidae. The record is from the annotation of a GenBank genome assembly.
GGCAUUAUUUGUAUUCCACAUGUAAUUCUUCUCACAACUCCUUAAUCACAGUCACUAGAAGAAGAGGUUUUAUAUAGUAUCAUGUAUUUUACUUGAACUUCAUUAUGAAAAGUAUAAUGACUUUCGUAAACUACCAUGCUCACAGGCUUUUACUAUUAUUACUAUUGAAGAUCUUCAACUCUAGAUAAUACUUUACUAACCGAAGGGAUACCAACCAGUUGUGAAGCGGCUUAACCAAUGUUACGAGUUAUAGAUAUUAAAUCUCUCCAACACUCCUCUAUGAAGAGGCUUUUGAAUACUUUGCUUUAAGAAGUAAUGAUGAUUAAUAUCAUUAUUUAGAAAAGUGAUUCUAUUGACAAGUGAUGCCUUAAGAAGUGAUCAUUUGUUGGUUUGUUUGUGUAGAAUAUAUAUAUAUAGAUAUAUAGAUAUUUCUGUACGUGUUUUUAUGAAUGUGGUAGUUCCGAUGCUCAUACUACAGGUAUCGGAUUUGAGGAGGGAAAAGUCUAUCAUAUUAUACGUAAGUAUGAAGCGAUCUAUCUGUCGCCCCCCUAUAUUCAUUCCAUUUCCUUGCCUUUUUAUAUUAAUUUUCUUUAAGGAAACCAAUAUACCUUUUUUUCUUAUACAGUAUCGUGCAUUUUUCAUCAUGACACGUAAUUUUUCUACAUUUUUGGGGUUAGUUGAGCUUCUUGUGUUUUUGAUUUUUGAUUUCAUUUACGCCCACGCGUUGAGUUCGCACAAAAACAACCAUCCCGAGCUCGAGGAGUGCGCCCCGCAGGACUCACCGGACUUAGACACAUUGAAGGUCCUCGACAGCCUUGCCGCCGAGGUGGUUGAGAUUUAUAAAUAUCAACGCCAUCGCCUUACCGGGUCUAACACGCAUUAUUCUUACGUGGAGAAUGAUUACGUGACCUUGGAGGUGAAUCCGCGCAACCCUCCCGCAGACGGUCUCUCGUCGGAUGGGCUUUUCGCCCCCUCCCCACGUCGUCCGGUGAGUGCACUGCACGCCACGGUUGUACUUUGCGGGAUUGCCGCGCCGAUUUUCACCCUUCUUACGCUGCUUUUUCCCUCGGCCUUUUCCUGGGCUUUUUUUGUCUUCCCGACGUGGCUUUCGUACGUUUUUGUGGCCCCCGGGUUAGGGGCGACCGCGCUGUAUGUGGCGCGUGUUUUGAUGUUGUUGGAAUUGGUAGAGGUGUCGAAAACGCAGUGGAUCUCCAUGAUGUGGUUUAGGCUGGACUUUAUGUUUAUUAUGAGCACCGUUGCUUUUCUUGGGGUGGGGGCUUGGUUAGUGGCAAUUUGUAUUUUAAGCGUCUCCAUUUACUCUGUGCAUCGUUUGAUUAAAAUGGAGAAACAUCUCAAUCAAGUUCAGCGGGAUACUCAGCUCGUGCGGGGGGAAGUAGAUGUAAGCAGAGUGCUCAAGCCAGGUACGGCGGAAUCUAAAAAGGCAACGGGAAUCAUCGAUGGAUAUAGCGCGCUGGCUUCCUAG